AUGGGCCAACCCAACGCCAAGCCCGUGGGCGAGCGCCGCGCCACCACCGAGUCGCUGGCGUUGCUUGUCGCUGCGUACUCAGCCUUAGUGUACCACGCCACGUUCACGUGGUUGUUCCCACUGGUAGACGCUCUUUUCGGCGACGUUUUUGUCUUCAGUUCGCUCUGCCGCGGCUUGUCGACGGUCGUUCAGGCCGCCCACCUCGGUGUCCACCUCCCGUACGUCGCCUUCGUCCUCUUCGACAAGGACGAAAUCUUCUACCGCACUCCGACGCACAACGUCUGGGAUUUUGACCGUGAAGAGACGAGCACGCAUCUCCUUCGGCUGCCGUGGCUCGCACUGUGGAUCACGCUUUUCUUGUAUUACUUCGUCGAAUUUUUCGUCGCUCCGACGAAUGCGAGUACGACAGCAACGACAGCAACCGUGUCCAAGCCGUUGACGCCCGUGAAGCUGGUGCCGCAUCCGAUACCCGAAGCCAAAAUGCAAGACGACAAGCUUGUAGGGAAUAUCAUCCACGCUAAGAACGGCGUCUUGAAGGGUAUCGAGAAGGGGAAGCUCAAACCCAAAGCCGACCGAACCGCGUCGUCACUUGGGGCCGCGCCGUCGACGGCUGAGCAACCGGUGCCGACACCAAAGACGAAGGGGCCCAAGAAAUCGCUGCGGAAGCGCGUGCUCUCGUGGCUUAAGUCUUCCGAACGGUCGCAACGACGAGAUGGCGACGACAAAGCGACUGCGAUCAUUGCCACUUGA
Saprolegnia parasitica CBS 223.65 is the source of this 750-nucleotide messenger RNA. RefSeq lists its product as hypothetical. The transcript has a single exon. Bases 1 to 750 code for a protein of 249 amino acids. Lineage: Eukaryota; Oomycota; Saprolegniomycetes; Saprolegniales; Saprolegniaceae. The record is from RefSeq and is a predicted model, not a curated record.